Haplochromis burtoni (Burton's mouthbrooder) is the source of this 1579-nucleotide messenger RNA. Its product is annotated as E3 ubiquitin/ISG15 ligase TRIM25-like. The transcript has a single exon. NCBI's taxonomy places the organism in Eukaryota, Metazoa, Chordata, Actinopteri, Cichliformes, Cichlidae. The coding region runs from base 285 to 1463 and encodes 392 amino acids. Gene Ontology annotation, molecular function: zinc ion binding. The record is from RefSeq and is a predicted model, not a curated record.
CACACACUCUUGACAAACUUUGACCUUUGUUUGAUGAGGAAGGAAUUAGCCCCUCCCCCCUCAUUCCUGUUAUAUAGAAAAGUCAGUCCCAUUCAUUUCAGGUGUUUUCUGUUCCUGCCCUGUUCACAGAUCUGCAAGUUUACAGAUGAGUGUAACCGGCAUGCUGUGCUCUGACAUGCCAGUCAGUGCGUGUUAGAAGCUGAAAUGAAAUAACUGCAGCUCAGCCCUGUUUUUCUGGUAAGACGAAAGUGAAACUAUUUCACAAUCACAUUCUCAGAGGUGAAAUGGCGCAGCGAGGAGCCCAGAUGAACCAGGACAAACUCUGCUGUUCGAUCUGUUUGGAUCUCCUGAAGGAUCCGGUAACUAUUCCCUGUGGACACAACUACUGUAUGAACUGUAUUCAAAUCCACUGGGAUGAAGAGGAUCGGAAGAACAUCCACAGCUGUCCUCAGUGCAGACAGACAUUUGCACCGAGGCCUGCUCUGGGGAAAAACACCAUGUUGGCAGAAUUAGUGGAGGACCUGAAGAAGACUGGACAAACUGCUCCUGCUACUCACCGCUAUGCUGGACCUGAAGAUGUGAGCUGUGAUGUCUGCACUGAGAGAAAGCUGAAAGCUGUCAAGUCCUGUCUGCAGUGUCUGGUCUCUUACUGUGAGCAGCACCUCCAGCCUCACUAUGAAUCCCCCGCCUUUAGGAAACACAAGCUGGUGGACCCCUCCCAGAAGCUUCAGGACAAUAUCUGCUCUCAUCACAAUGAAGCUAUGAAGAUUUUCUGUCGCACUGAUCAGCAGUGUAUCUGUUAUCUGUGCUCCAUGGAUGAACAUAAAAGACACGACACAGUUUCAGCUGCAAAAGAAAUGAGUGAGAAGCAGAGAGAGCUCGAGGUGUGUCAGGAGAAAAUCCAGCAGAGAAUUAAGGACCAAGAUAAACACAUGCGGGUUCUUCAGCAGAAAAUGAAGGCCAUAAGUCAAUCUGCAGAUAAAGCUGUAAGGGACAGUGAGAUAAUCUUCACAGAGCUUAUCUGCCUCCUAGAAAAAAUAAGGUCUGAUUUAAAGCAGCAGAUCAGAUCUAAGCAAAAAAAGGAGGUGAGUCGACUUACAGAGAUUCAAGAGAAGUUGAAGCAGGAGACUGUUGAUCUACAACAGAAGAAAUCUGAGUUGGAACAACUCUGUCACAUGCAGGAUUACAUCACCUUUCUACAAAAGUAUCCCUCACAGCCAAGCUUGACUUUCAGUGAGAAGCCACCCAGCAUCAGUAUUCACCCUCUGUGUAACUUUGAUGAUGUGACAGCUUCUCUGUCAGAAAUCAGGGAAAAGAUGCAGGACAUACUCAAAGGACAAUGGACCAAGCUAUCAGCAACAGUGAGUGAGUGUGAUCAGUCACAAAGAGAACACACAACUAGAGAGGAAUUCUUAAAAUAUUCACAACAUAUCACACUGGUUCCAAACACAGAAAGAUUUUAAUAUCUGCUAGCAAGAAAAAAGCAAGUAUUACAUACAUCCCCCGUUUUAUGAAACUGGCCAUGUUACAACAAUUAGGCUCUCCAGAAAGAAAAAAAAUGUCUAAUUUUUGUGUCCUA